This is a messenger RNA of Caenorhabditis sp. 36 PRJEB53466, 926 nucleotides long. The record is from the annotation of a GenBank genome assembly. Lineage: Eukaryota; Metazoa; Nematoda; Chromadorea; Rhabditida; Rhabditidae.
AUGAUUCGUAAGCUUCUUUCGAAAUCAUUCUUAUUAAUAUAAAAGUCUUCACGGGUACUUAUGUCCGUCUGUUUGUUUGUUUAUUUCUCCGUCUGUCCGUCCCCACUUCAUUUUUACAACGAAAAAGUGUGACGGAGAAAUUAAGAAACGUGAACUCUCAAACAGCUAUGAGAAACAAACAAGCGGCCUAGCCGCUUCCGAGCGUCAGCUCGGCCCGCGCAGCGGGCCCGGUUCUAAAAGUCUUGUUAAAUUAAUAAUUCAAGUUGUGACUCAAGUUGUGUGCCGCGGCAAAAUCGAUUCUUCACAAGUCACUGUUGCCUACACUGACUCCGAAAGGAUCACAGUAUCAUGAAAAGGUAAAGUAGCAUCCCGAAUUGUUUGAAACAACAUUAUCCUAAGGUUAUCGAUCACUACGAGAACCCCCGAAAUGUUGGAUCCUUAGACAAAAACGAUCCCAACGUUGGAACUGGGAUUGUAGGCGCACCUGCCUGUGGAGAUGUUAUGAAACUGCAGAUAAAGGUUCUCAUUACGCUUGCAGAACAGGACAUUUCAGGCGCCUGCGCCUGUUUUUCAACGCAAAAACGUGCGCCGGCAGCAAAAAAAACAGGCGCCUGUUCUGCAAGUCUAAUUCUCAUCCCAUAUACAAGAAUCACUUGAAAAGUAAUUCUUAGGUUGACGAAAAUGGUAAAAUUGUGGAAGCAAAGUUCAAAACGUUUGGAUGCGGCAGUGCGAUUGCAUCUUCUUCUCUGGCAACGGAGUGGGAAAAACGAUUGACUAUGCUGCAAAAAUUAAAAACGACGAAAUUGCGAAGGAACUGUGUUUGCCACCGGUGAAGCUGCAUUGUUCAAGUAAAAUUGUUUUAAAUUGAAGCUUACGUAAAACACGGUUUUCAGUGCUCGCACAAGAUGCAAUCCAAUCAGCUCUAA